GCGCAUAAAGUAAGAAGAAGAAUAAAAACAACAUAUUUUAUAUGCAAUAGUAUUAACAUUAAUUUAUAACAAAAAGGGAUAUCUCUGUUGCGGGAAUGAUUUGUCGUUUGUGUUUACGGACUUUAGUUCAGGAAAAUGCUAUCUCUUUAUUUGAGUCACCUCAUAAGGAAUCGAAACUAAUUGAACUUAUAACAAAGUAUUUCCACUUGGAGGUAGCGCAAGAUGAUCCUAUAUCAACUUCAUUGUGUGAAGAAUGUUGUGAUCAUUUGGAGGAAUUCCAUAAGUUUUGGACAUUUGUGGAUUUAAAACAGAGUUCGUUGGGAAGUGAGUUUCUAGCUGUAAAAUGUAGCAAUUUAGAGGAAGAUACACCGGUAUUAAUCGAUGUUACGGGAGAUAACAUUGAUAAUCAAGACGAAAUGCUAUUAGAUUUGAAGGAUAUAUCAGCGUCACAAGAAUCAUAUAGUAAGAACUUCGACUUAGCAACUACCUCCGAAAGUAUAGCUGUUAUCCCGGACAUAAAAUUCGAUUUAGACACGGAAUGUGGAAAUAUAGAAGCAGAAGAUGAUUGGAGAAAUGACAACGAAUCGAUUGAAGACGAUAUUCCAUUGAUAAAUUUGAAAGGAAAAAUUGGAAACAAUAUUUCGAAGCCUACAAAAAGUAAUGUAAAAAGUUAUGUUCGUGUAAAGAAAAUAAAACGGAACCAUAAAAGCAUUGAUUCCCCUACGCUAAAAAAUGUAUUGAGAAAACAGACGUCAAAAUUAAAUGAUGAAAUUAUUGGAAAUUUUAUGUUACUGAACUGUGAUAUAUGUGGUGCAUGUGUUGAGACAUAUAACGAACUCCGUUUACAUUUUACACAAAUACAUAAAACAACAGCAUAUGUUAAGUGUUGUAGUAAAACAUUCCAGAAACCAAGUUUAUUAGCGGAGCACCUUCAAUGGCAUACCAAUCCCAGUAAAUUUAAAUGUGAAGAUUGCGGAAAACAGUUGAAGUCAAGUAAAUGCUUAGCAAGUCACAUUAAAAUAAUUCAUUCUAAAAAGGAAGAAAAUCACGAAACUGUAUGCUGUCAUAUCUGCUCUAAAGUAUUUCGUGGACAGAAAUGUCUCGAAAAUCAUAUACGGAAACACGAAGACAAUAGAGAAUAUAACUGCGAAAUAUGUAACAAAAGCUUUGCAACUCCACAACGCUUACGCAAACACAUAGAAGCCAUACACGAGGAUCUCCAUCGCCAUAUAUGUGAUGUAUGUGGUAAAGCAUUCAAAUUCAAGCCUUCGUUUGAAAGACAUGUGCUUGAACAUCAAGGCAUUAUAGAACCACCUGUUCAAUGUGAUAUUUGCGGAGAAUGGUCAAAAAAUAAACAUGUGCACAGAUUACACCAAUUCAAGCAUAACAAUACCGACGCGGACUGUAAAUAUUGUGGACGAAAAUGUCGUUCACGCACCGCCUUAAGGGGUCAUAUUAAUUACAUGCACAAGAAGAAAUAUGAUUUACAAUGCAGUUUUUGCGAAAAGACAUUUAAGGAAAGUAGAAACCUAGAGGAGCAUAUGGCUACACACACCGGCGCGCAAUUGUACUCUUGUCCACACUGCUCAAAGGAAUGCCGCUCAAAAUCGAAUAUGUACGUGCAUAUAAAACGAAUGCAUGCUAACGAAUGGUUCCAAUCAAAAAUGGCGCGUUCAAAUGAUCCCAAUUUGAAAGCAAAUCAAAUAAAUGUAAGCUGAAAUUACGAAGUUUAUAAUAUAUUUCCUAUUGUUAUUUAAAGAUUAUAGUACAUCUUAUAUUUUGACGAAAAUACAAGAAAUAAAUCAA
Zeugodacus cucurbitae (melon fly) is the source of this 1806-nucleotide messenger RNA. RefSeq names its product transcription factor grauzone. Gene Ontology annotation, molecular function: DNA-binding transcription factor activity, RNA polymerase II-specific; zinc ion binding; RNA polymerase II transcription regulatory region sequence-specific DNA binding. NCBI's taxonomy places the organism in Eukaryota, Metazoa, Arthropoda, Insecta, Diptera, Tephritidae. The transcript is spliced from 6 exons. Gene Ontology annotation, cellular component: nucleus. The record is from RefSeq and is a predicted model, not a curated record. Gene Ontology annotation, biological process: regulation of transcription by RNA polymerase II. The coding region runs from base 96 to 1718 and encodes 540 amino acids.